This is a messenger RNA of Triticum urartu, 3277 nucleotides long. It is a transcript of the gene XYL1, whose product is annotated as alpha-xylosidase 1. The record is from RefSeq and is a predicted model, not a curated record. Gene Ontology annotation, biological process: carbohydrate metabolic process. Gene Ontology annotation, molecular function: carbohydrate binding; hydrolase activity, hydrolyzing O-glycosyl compounds. Lineage: Eukaryota; Viridiplantae; Streptophyta; Magnoliopsida; Poales; Poaceae.
ACUCAUCACACACUGCAUGCAGUGUACCGCCGCACACUGACAUCGCUCUCUCUCUCCCCUCAUUACUCGCAUCAUUACACCUCCCUCUCUCUCGCUCCCUAUCCACUAUCCGCCCCUGCUCUCUCCCUCUCACAAAUUCACACCUGUGAGAGGACUGAGGAGUAGUGGAGCCUGCGACAUUGCCGCCGCUGCACCGUGAGAGAGGAGGAACGCGGCCAGCGAUGCUCCCUCGCCCUCCUUCCCACCUCCUGCCAUGGCGGUGCCUCCUCCUCCUCCUCAUCCUGGCCUUGGCCGGCAGCAGCAAUGGCGUCUCUGCGACUGCCAAGGCAAAGGCCAAGGCACCGGCAGCGGCGCCCAAGCCGGCCGGGUUCGGGUACAAGCUGGUCUCCCUCGUCCAGCGCCCCAACGGGGGAGGCCUCGUCGGCUUCCUCCAGGUGAAGCGGCGCACCUCCACCUACGGCCCUGACAUCCCCCGCCUCAGGCUCUUCGUCAAGCACGAGACCAUGGACAGGGUACGGGUGCAGAUAACGGACGCGGAGAAGCAGAGGUGGGAGGUCCCCUACGACCUGCUCCCGCGGGAGCCGGCCCCGCCCCUCGGCGCCACCGCCGACGGCGCCCAUUUCACCGCCGGCGAGUACCCGGGUCAGGACCUCGUCUUCACCUACGGCCGCGACCCGUUCUGGUUCGCCGUGCACCGCAAAUCCACCCGGCAGCCGCUCUUCAACACCAGCCAAGCCCCGCUGGUGUUCAAGGACCAGUACCUGGAGGUGUCCACGCGCCUCCCCGGCGACGCCGCGCUGUACGGGCUGGGCGAGAACACGCAGCCCGGCGGCAUCAAGCUCCGGCCCAACGACCCCUACACGCUCUACACCACCGACGCCUCCGCCAUCAACCUCAACACCGACCUCUACGGCUCCCACCCGGUGUACGUGGACCUGCGGAACAUCGCCGGCCGCGGCGUCGCGCACGCCGUGCUGCUGCUCAACAGCAACGGCAUGGACGUCUUCUACACCGGCACCUCGCUCACCUACAAGGUCAUCGGCGGCCUCCUCGACUUCUACUUCUUCGCCGGCCCGACGCCGCUCGCCGUCGUCGACCAGUACACCGCCAUGAUCGGCCGCCCGGCGCCCAUGCCGUACUGGGCAUUUGGGUUCCACCAAUGCAGGUGGGGAUACCAUAACCUUUCGGUGGUGGAGGACGUGGUGGAGAACUACCGGAGCGCGCAGAUCCCCCUGGACGUGAUCUGGAACGACGACGACCAUAUGGACGCCAGGAAGGACUUCACGCUGAGCCCCGUGAACUACCCGCGCCCCAAGCUGCUGGCCUUCCUCGACAAGAUCCACGCGCGCGGGAUGAAGUACAUCGUCCUCAUCGACCCCGGCAUCAACGUGAACCACACCUACGGCGUGUACCAGCGCGGCAUGGACCGCGACAUCUUCAUCAAGCUCGACGGGCAGCCAUACCUCGCCCAGGUCUGGCCCGGCCCCGUCUACUUCCCGGACUUCAUCAACCCCAACGGCGCCUCGUGGUGGAUCGACGAGGUGCGCCGCUUCCACGAGCUCGUCCCCGUGGACGGGCUCUGGAUCGACAUGAACGAGGCCUCCAACUUCUGCACCGGCAAGUGCACCAUCCCGACCACGCACCGGUGCCCGGACCCGACGUCCAAGGAGCCCUGGCUGUGCUGCCUCGACUGCAAGAACCUCACCAACACCAGGUGGGACGAGCCACCGUACAAGAUCAACGCCUCCGGGAAGUCGGCGCGCCUCGGCUACAACACCAUCGCCACCAGCGCCGUGCACUACAAUGGCGUCCUGGAGUACAAUGCCCACAGCCUGUAUGGCUUCUCGCAGGCCAUCGCCACGCACAAGGGGCUGCAGAGCAUCCAGGGCAAGAGGCCGUUCAUCCUCACCAGGUCGACGUUCGUCGGCUCCGGCGCCUACGCCGCGCACUGGACCGGCGACAACAAGGGCACCUGGGAGGACCUCCGCUACUCCAUCUCGACCAUGCUCAACUUCGGCAUCUUCGGCAUGCCCAUGGUCGGCUCCGACAUCUGCGGCUUCUACCCGGCGAGCCCGCCGCCGCUGGAGGAGCUGUGCAGCCGCUGGAUCGAGCUCGGCGCCUUCUACCCCUUCUCCAGGGACCACGCCAACUUCGCCUCGCCGAGGCAGGAGCUCUACCAGUGGCAGUCCGUGGCGAGGUCCGCCCGGAACGCGCUCGGCAUGCGCUACAGGAUGCUCCCCUACCUCUACACGCUCAACUACCAGGCGCACCUCACCGGCGCUCCCGUCGCGCGCCCGCUCUUCUUCUCCUUCCCGGACUUCGCGCCGUGCUACGGCGUGAGCAACCAGUUCCUGCUCGGCGCCGGCGUCAUGGUGUCCCCCGUCCUCGAGCAGGGCGCCAGCUCCGUCGACGCGGUCUUCCCGCCGGGCACGUGGUACAACCUCUUCGACACCAGCAAGGCGGUCGUGUCCACGGGCUCCGGCGCCGCCGUCAGGCUCCCGGCCCCGCUGAACGAGGUGAACGUGCACGUGCACCAGGGCACGGUCCUGCCGCUGCAGCGCGGCGGCACCAUCUCCCGGGACGCGCGCGCGACGCCGUUCACGCUGGUGGUGGCGUUCCCUCUUGGCGCGGCGGACGCGGACGCGGAGGGCGCCGUGUACGUGGACGACGACGAGCGGCCCGCCAUGGUGCUCGCAGAGGGGCAGGCGACGUACGCGCGGUUCCACGCGGCCGUGCGCGGGGGCAAGGAGGUGACGGUGCGGUCGGACGUGGCCAUGGGGAGCUACAGCAUGCACAAGGGCCUCGUCAUCGAGAAGAUCACCGUGCUGGGGCUGCACGGCGCCGGCACGGACCUCGCCAUCCAGGUCGACGGCGCGGACGACGCCACCGCGGUCGCGACAUCGAGCCCCUACUUCGCGGCCGCCGACGCCGCGCAGGUGCUGCGCCAAGGAGAAGAAGAUGACGCCGUGGAGGGUGAAAAGAGGAGCGGCGUGACGAUGGAGGUGGGCGGGCUGGCGUUGCCGCUGGGGAAGAGCUUCACCAUGACGUGGAACAUGCGCAUCCAAGCAUAGUUCCGGAAAAUUGUGCUUCCAUCUGCAUGGGCGUUCGUCGUUCGAUUCGUCGUGUGUGUGUGUGUCUAAUUUAUUAGAGCCUAUAGAGUAGUUCAUCUCAUCGUGUUUGGGUCGGUUCUGUAACUUGUGUGGGGGUUGGUUACCUACCCUCCAACACCAUUUGUGAAGCUCACUCUUGCAGGGAAUAAAACUGCAUUUCGACCUCC